Cuscuta europaea is the source of this 7642-nucleotide messenger RNA. The record is from the annotation of a GenBank genome assembly. Lineage: Eukaryota; Viridiplantae; Streptophyta; Magnoliopsida; Solanales; Convolvulaceae.
GUACACACGGUCUUCUGAAGAAAACAUAACUCACGCUUGCAGAUAUCAGAAAAGCCGUCACUGGACUGUCAAGCAAACAAGCACGCACCUUUUCUUUCUAUCGAAGGUGAAUCAUGUCAGCUAAAUGGAGAGCAUUGCAGCAUCGGCAUCGUUAUACGUACAGUGUUGUUACUUUCUCACAAACUUUCAUUGAGGCAUUAGAUCAAACACCAUCCUCUCGCUUCUUCUCCGAACUAAAACAGAUGGUAUCCUUAACUUCAACGUACUCCCAACUCAUCCAUGCCAAGAAUGUUGCUGCAGCGUUCUCCGACUUGCUGUGUAAUACAAGUUUUGAUGAGGGUUUAAUGUCUAAGGCUUCGAGGUUCUAUUUGGAGAUUCUUUUCCUGGAGAAUUCCGUACCUCUGCAUAGAACUUUGAUUUCCGUUCUUUCGAAAUGCAAAAACUUUCAAGCUCUGGUCCAGAACAGUUUCCGAGAAUUGUGCGAUGAGUAUGGAGGUGAGAAUGGGAAAGGGAAGAGGUUUUGUGUCUCACGAGCUGCGUUGUCCAUGAUGAGCACUCCAAAGCUGGGAUACUUGGUUGAAAUAGUAGAAGAAUGCGCGGUUUUGGUCGCAUUGGAUGUAGUGUCCGGGUUGAGUAGUAUAGUGUCUCAAACCAGUGAGGGGUCCAGGCCUUCACCCCUUGUUAUGGAACAGUGUCAGGAGGCUCUCUCGUGUUUGUACUACUUGCUUCAGCGGUUUCCUGCAAAGUUUAUUGAUGGAGAUGUUGGAAAAGACCUCCUAGUUUGCAAAAGAUAUAGUCUUUUGGAGACUAUCAUGGCUACUGUUACCAGAUUUUUGACUUCAGAAGAAUUUUCCAGGGAUUGUCUUGUGGCAGCUGGGGUCUGCUUUUGUGCUGCUCUGCAGGUGUGCCUUUGCCCUGAAGAGCUUGGUUCAUUUAUAAUGGAAGGAGUUUUUAAUCAGAAAGACGUUUCAUGCUUAAAGUUUGAAAAGGAUCUUACGAGAACGAUACCAUGGAAAGCAACACUGUUUACUGGAAUCCAAAAAUUAUCUCCUCUCAGUAGACUUUGUUUGAUCAGAGGGAUCUUAACAGCAGUUUCAAGAACUGUCCUGAAUAUCCUUUUUGUUGUAUCAAAUGGUGGUUUUGAUGAUAACUGUAGUCCGGGAGAUAAUGACAGCUCUGCUAAGACAAUUCUUUACGAUGAAAUUCUGCCUGAGCUAUGUACUUUAUGUGAGCAUCGAACUGAUAGCCAUUUUAAUUUCCAUGCAUUAACGGUGAUGCAGAUAUGUUUGCAGCAGAUAAAAACAUCACUGCAAGGAACAAAUGGUUAUAUUGAAGAAGGCUAUGAUCCAAUCUCAGAGGAGAUUGGAACGAGGAUAUUCAAAAUUGUGUGGAAUAAUUUGGAAGACCCUUUAAGUCAAACAGUCAAACAAGUUCACCUUAUAUUUGAUCUUUUCUUAGAUGUUCAGGUAACCCUUCACUGGGCAGGGGGCAGUAAAAAAUUCUACUCGUUCUUGAGGAAAAUUUCCUCUGAUCUUCUUAACUCAGGGCCACGCUGCAAAGGACGAUAUGUUCCGUUAGCUUCCCUUACUAAGAGGUUGGGGGCAAAGAGCAUGUUAGAUAUGAGCCCUGACUUGUUAUUUGAUACGACAAAGGCAUAUCAGGAUGACGAUGUGUGCUGUGCUGCAACAACAUUCCUGAAGUGUUUCCUAGAGUGCUUGCGUGAUGAGUAUUGGAGUAGUGAUGGUGUUGCAGGCGGGUUUAUGAAAUACAGACAUCACUGCUUGCUCCCGCUUUUCUCUGGACUUUCUUCUGGAUUGGCUAAGCUGCGCUCUAAUUUGAACACAUAUGCUUUACCAGUUUUACUUGAACUGGAUGUUGAUAGUAUAUUUUCAAUGCUAGGUUUUAUUGGCAUCGAAUGCAGCGGAGAGAGCACUGAUGUUUUUUGUCCUGUACUAGAUUCUAGGGAUAUUGUUCUGGGAGUUGAACAGAGGGUCGCUGUUUUGGUUUCCCUGCUCAAGGUUUGUCGUAUGCUUGCAUUAAUUGAAGGAGACAUUGAUUGGCCUGAGUACUCUUCUAUGGUAUUGGAAGUGAAGGAGCUGAGUACUCACUCUGAUGUUGGUGCUGUAAACUCUGUUGUCCGCCUGAAGGGGAUUGAGGUUAAGAUUCCGGUAAAUUAUCUGGUUUUAGCCCUUACACACAUUGAUGAUUCACUCCGAAUAGAUGCAGCAGAAUCUUUAUUCAUGAAUCCAAAAACUGCCAGUUUACCAUCUUCUUUAGAACUGAGUCUGAUGAGGAAAGCAGUGCCAUUGAACAUGAGAUGCUGCUCUACUUCCUUUCAGAUGAAGUGGGCUAGCUUGUUCAGGAAAUUCUUUUCACGUGUUCGGAUUGCCUUGGAAAGGACAAUUAAACAGGGCACCUGGCAACCUACAGUCAGUAAUUGUGUUGUUGUUGGUCAAUUUAAUGGAGAACCAGAGCAAGCUAUAAAACACAGGGCAGAAGACCUGUUUAAUUUUAUUAGGUGGUUGGGUUGCUUUUUGUUCUUCUCAUGUUACCCAUCUGCUCCUUAUGAGAGAAAGAUAAUGGCAAUGGAACUACUGUUGAUAAUGUUGAAUGUUUGGUGUAUUGUCCCUCCUGCUCAAGGAAAUUCUGAUUCUCAGUCUUCUGAAGUCAAUCUAUAUCCUUACAGUAAGGGGUUAAUCUUACCUGAAUCAACUUUGCUUUUAGUUGGAUCAAUUGUUGAUAGUUGGGACCGGCUUAGAGAAAGUUCUUUCAGAAUACUGCUGCAUUUUCCCACUCCAAUUUCAGGAAUCAGUACUCCAGAAAUGGUAUGUGGAGCAAUGUUAUGGGCUAAGAAGCUAGUAUGUAGCCCACGUGUCAGAGAAAGUGAUGCAGGUGCUCUGACUUUUCAGCUCAUAUUUAGAAAAUAUGUUCUGCAACUUGGUUGGGAUGUUAGAGUAUCAUCACUAUCAUGCAAUGCUGUUUCUCAGUCUUCGGCUAGGCAGUCAAAUGGGAAGAAUGGGGAAUUUACAUCUAGCAGCCCUGUAAUUGAAUAUAUAGGAUCACUUGUUGUUUGGCUGUGUGCUGCUGUUGAAGAAGGGGAGAAGGAUCUAACGGAAGCAUGUAAGAACAGCUUCGUUCAUGGUGUGCUGCUUACUCUUCGAUAUGCAUUUCAGGAAUUGGACUGGGAUUCCGUAGCUGUUAUAUCUAAUAUAUGCUACAUGAAACUUCUACUGGAGAAAAUCUUGGCUCUCGUUGUGCGAAUAACGUCUUUGGCCCUGUGGGUGGUUUCAGCAGAUGCAUUGUACUUACCAGAUGAAAUGGAGGAGAUGGCAGCUGAUAGUGCUCAUUUCUUAGAGAGAAUGACUGAGAUAGAUGUUUCUACCUCUACACCAGCUGAUGAGAUGAGAUCUGCUAAAACUGAGCAGGAUGAUGUGCCUAUAGACCAGGUAGUUAUGGUUGGUUGCUGGCUUGCAAUGAAAGAGGAACCUACCCUAAACAGAAUUGUGGGUCCAUUGUUAUUAUAAAAGCCCAAUGUGGUCAUUCUUUUGUUUUCACUUCACGCAUUUCCAGGUUAGUCUUCUUUUGGGAACGAUAAUAAGAAAGGUUCCUUUGCCCUCCUCUGAUGUACCGAACUCUAGUCUCCCAAAUGCUGAUGUCACUGAUCAUCUAUUAUCUGACACAGUUCUUGAUCUGAAGCAACUUGAGAUAAUUGGUAACCACUUCUUAGAAGUCCUUUUGAAAAUGAAGCAUAAUGGUGCUAUUGAUAAGACGAGGGCUGGGUUUACUGCCCUUUGCAACCGUUUGCUUUGUUCAGAUGACCCAAGGCUAUAUAAAUUGACUGAAUCUUGGAUGGAGCAGCUCAUGGAGAGAACUAUUGCGAAAGGACAAAAUGUGGAUGACCUUGUUAGGAGAAGUGCUGGUAUUCCUGCUGCAUUUACUGCUUUUUUCCUUUCAGAGCCCGAGGGUGCACCAAAAAAGAUUUUGCCCAAAGCACUGAGAUGGCUAAUAAAUGUGGCUAAGAAGUCUUUAACAGAUGUAAACAAUGAAUAUAGUUCUGAUUCUGAGUCUUGUUUGGCCAUUGAUUCAACAAUGGUACCUGAUGUGACUGUGGUGGAUAAGAUCUCAAAGACUAGAGAUGAGGGUGUUGUUCCUACUGUGCAUGCAUUCAAUGUCCUUAGAGCUGCGUUCAAUGAUGCCAACCUGUCAACAGAUACAUCUGGGUUUUCAGCAGAUGCACUCAUCGUCUCAAUUCAAUCGUUUUCUUCUCCAUACUGGGAAGUGCGAAACAGUGCCUGCCUUGCAUAUACUGCUCUUGUUCGACGGAUGGUUGGAUUUCUCAAUGUGCAGAAACGCGAGUCUGCAAGGCGUGCCCUUACCGGAGUUGAAUUUUUUCAUCGGGAUUUUUCAAAAGUUUAUAAAAGGAGGGGCAAGAAGGUAAAUAAUCAGAGAGGAAGCGGAGGCAGAAAUAACGGACUAGAGGAAGGGGAAUAGUCCGCAGAGGGUAAAGAAACGAAUAAAAGAAAACGGAAGCGGAAGGGGAAAGGCACUGGGAAGUUGUUCGGAACUGGGAGAGCGAGAUCCUCUCGAAAGAUCUCAUUUUUACUUUCUGCUAUUUUGUUCCUUUAUAGUUUUUGUUCCCAGACUGUUCUUGAGUUUUCUCAAUAAAGACUCUAAUAUUAAGUUGGAGUGUGUAGUCAAAGUAAAGUACAUGAAUAGUGUAUAUAUUCCAAUGUUGCAAUUAAUGAGAUACGGAGGAUAGUAUUUGCUUAUUGUAUAGAUUAAAUAGAACCAUUCAGUUCCUUGUGUAUUUGCUAUCUGAGGGUUGGAUAGAAAUUAUCAAGCUUUUCUCAUUUUAGUUAUGCCAACAUAACAUCAUAACAUGCAUAGAAAAUAUGCUUUUAUUCAAUCUCUGCAGGUACCCCUCAUUGCACAAUUUCUUAUUUAAUGAACUGAAAAUUGCAACUGAAAUGCUCUUGGAUGGAUCUGCUGAGAGUCUAUCUUCCAGUUUGGCAAAAGUAGUGCACCCCAGUUUAUGCCCUAUACUGAUUCUUUUAUCUCGGCUUAAACCAUCUGCAAUCACAUCUGAAUCUCGAGAUCCGUUCAACCCUUUCUUAUUCAUGCCAUUCAUCAGGAAGUGCUCAGUCCAAAACAAUCUUCGGAUUCGCAUUCUUGCAUCUAGAGCUCUGACCGGCAUUGUGUCCAAUGAAAAACUACCAGUGGUUAUCUUUAAUAUUGCCUCUGAAUUGCCUCCCAUACACAACCGGAGUUUGACAUCUGGAUUUUCCAACUCGAAUGCCUCUUUUAAUUCAAUCCACGGAAUGCUAUUGCAGCUGAGCUCUCUUUUGGAUGCCAACUGUAGAAACCUCGCUGAUUUCUCUAAGAAGGAAGAUAUUCUUAGUGACUUGAUUCAUAUUCUUGCUAAGAAUUCGUGGAUUGGAAGUCCUCAAAAGUGUCCUUGCCCAAUUCUUAACAGCAGCUUUUUGAAGGUUCUUGAUAACAUGCUCAGUAUUGCUAGAACAUGUCAAAUGUGCAAAUGUAUUAGUGUCAUUUGGAACCUACUGUGGGCCUUAUCAGCAGAGUGCCUAGAUCUAGACACUUCUAAAGGGCCAUCAUACUUUGAUCCAACAAUUACAGAACUUCGGACACAAGCUGCAAGCUCAUAUUUCAAUUGCGCUCAUCAAACAUCUAAAGUAGAUGAAGAUCUUAUGCUUUUGAUGAGAGGUCCUCCACCUGAUUCAGAAUUGUUUAAGAACUCUGAAAUUCAAUCGUCUGUUACUAGAUUCCAUGAAAGACUGGUCCAAUCCAUGUCUGAUACAUCAUAUGAAGUUCGAAUUGCAACACUUAAGUGGCUACUUCUUAUCCUGAACACACCUGAAUGCAGUACUGGAAGCAGAGAUAGAUCUUACAGCGAGGUGAAAAUGCUUUGGUUGACCAAUAUUGACCUCCAGGCUACUUUAAUGAGACAUUUAGCUGUGGAGAAGAAUCCUAAGUGCAUGAACUACAUUUUAAAGAUCAUCUACACUUUCAACAUGCAGGAGUAUCAUAAGGACAACCAACAACAUGAGAAACCAAGUUUUAUUGGGAAUAUGGACAUUGAUUCAGUCCUCCAGUUUUGGGACAAAGUGGUUUGCUUGUACAAUGUCACAAGACAUGCAAAGACUAGAGAGAGUCUUGUAUGUUGCAUGGCCAUUUGUAUGAAACGGUUAGUUGACCUUUUUACAGGCUCCAUCUGUGGCUCGGGUAACAAUAAAAUAGUGGUAUUCGCCUCUUGUGAUCCAUCCGAGUUAUCUGUUUUCAUUCAGUGCAUAGACUAUUUUGUCAAAGCCAUUCAGGAGCAUAGUGAUGCAUCAGAGCCUAUAAAUAUGCGGAAGGCAGCUGCCAAAUCAAUAGUUGCAUCUGCUUUGCUGGAACAAGCUCAGCAUCUCAGUCCUCCUUUAGUGUCCUACAAUCACCAAGAAGUUCCUGAAGGAAACAAAAAUGAUGAUGCUGUUUAUGCAUUUUAUGCUCGUAAGAUUCUGGAUUUGUGGUUUAUUUGCAUAAAGCUUCUGGAGGAUGAAGAUGUUGGACUUAGGAAGCAACUCUCUCUGGAGAUCCAGAAGAUCACCUCUGGAAAUUGUCUUUCAACUGUAUUAGUUCCUACCCAAGUAGAGAGAGUGAUCGAGAUAAGCUUUGAGCAUCUUUCAUCUACUUUUGGCCACUGGCUUGACUAUCUUGACUCUCUUUGCCACUGGGUUCUAACCACUGCAAGCUGUGCAUAUUUGAUGUUAUCAACAGCAGAUCCUGUGAGACGUGUCUUUGACAAGGAGAUUGAUAACCAUCAUGAAGAAAAGCUGCUGAUCUCUCAGUUGUGUUGUUCCCACCUGGAGAAGCUUGCAGUUUCAAAAUUGACAACAGAAUAUUAUGACAGGCAUAUUGUCUGUAGUUUCUUGUUGAGCUGGAGGAAGAGAUUUUGCCAACAGUUGGUGUCAUUUGUUAAUGAUUAUACUGGUAUUCACGGUGGUGAUGAUUGGAUUGGUGGAUUAGGCAACCAUAAAGAUGCUUUUUUACCGGUGUAUGGGAAUUUAUUGGCUUUUAAUGCUGUGUCAAGCUGUAUUCUGAAUGGUGAGCUAGAAGACAGUAUGCUGCCUGAACUCCUUGAACUUGGAGAGGCAAUACAACCAUUCCUGGGAAACCCCUUGAUCUCUAGCCUAUUUGUUUCAGUUGUCAAGUCACAUGAGAAAAUUUCACGUGGAAAUGUUCAUCGCCUGCUUCCGGAAACAAGCAGAGCCAAUUCUGCUGCUUGGGAUGCUUUUGAUCCUUACUUUUUACUUAGGUGAGGUUCUCCCAUUUUAUCCAUAUUGUGUAGGUCUUUUAAUAGGGACACAAUUUGUCACCAUUAUUUCUCCCCGUCAUUAGAUGGUUGUAGUCUUCUUGGUUAGAGGAAGUCUCUAGGUAGUGUAACUUUAUAGACCUGCACACCGUACAUUUUAACUUACCGGUGAUGAUUUGUUGUGAUUCUACUACACUAUUCUUUUACCCGUGUGUUGCUGGGGAUAACAAACUAAAAAAUUACUUGAACGUUAUUUAGUGUGUUCAAAUAGAAUUGGAUGAAGAUGCACAUCAAGUUAUUAACCAUUAUCAAAGAUUUUCCCUACUCUUAUAG